Cladocopium goreaui is the source of this 309-nucleotide messenger RNA. The record is from the annotation of a GenBank genome assembly. NCBI's taxonomy places the organism in Eukaryota, Dinophyceae, Suessiales, Symbiodiniaceae.
AUGCCUGGGAGUGGAAGGGCCGAUGUCAGUCCCUCUCAGUUUGAUAUGCAGUGGAGAACUCGGGUGGGUUGCGAGGAGUUCUGGGCGACUUUUCCAGUCCUGUCCCCUCGACCAGAAAUCCACACUGAAGGCUUGAUCCCGAUUCGAAUGGGAACCUCUCAAAUGCGCGAGCUUUUUGAAAGUGCAAAAUCAGGAAGGCAAAGUGCUGGCUUGGGAGGUGAUCCAUCUGCAUCCAGGAGAACCUCUAGCAGCAUCCAUGGCUUAGAGGUUGCAGCCUGCUUGUGCUUUUGGUUGAAAACAUUUGAAUAG